Messenger RNA from Jaculus jaculus (lesser Egyptian jerboa), 3609 nucleotides. RefSeq names its product thioredoxin reductase 1 (gene Txnrd1). Gene Ontology annotation, cellular component: mitochondrion; cytosol. Gene Ontology annotation, biological process: cellular response to oxidative stress; cell redox homeostasis; glutathione metabolic process. Gene Ontology annotation, molecular function: glutathione-disulfide reductase (NADPH) activity; thioredoxin-disulfide reductase (NADPH) activity; flavin adenine dinucleotide binding. NCBI's taxonomy places the organism in Eukaryota, Metazoa, Chordata, Mammalia, Rodentia, Dipodidae. The record is from RefSeq and is a predicted model, not a curated record. Bases 27 to 1889 code for a protein of 620 amino acids. The transcript is spliced from 14 exons.
UUCCCUGCAUUGAAGGAGCAGCCAUAAUGCCUGUUGGUGAAUUCUGGCUGUGUUUACCAGCUUUUCAUAGUAGACCCUGGGUGCAGAAUGUCAGGGUGGCACAGACUUGUCCCCACUGCUGCUGGUUUCCAGGUGUCCUCCCUUCAGUACCUCAGCCACAGUGUGCAUCUGGUGUGCUGCUGAGGGGGAUCCCCCGGGCUGUGCUUCCUCCUCCACAUUCCUCCACAGCACCCCCUUCCACAGCCCAGAUACCAGCACCUCCUUCCACAUCCCAGACUUCCCGCUCUACUGACUCCAGCAUCCGCCUUCCAUCCUCUACACCUGAUUGUAGGCAGGAGAAAAAUGUACAAUCUGGGCUGCCUUAUCAGGACAGUCAACGUCAGAAGCUGCUAACAAUGAAUGGCUCUGAAGAUCUCCCAGAGUCUUAUGACUUUGACCUUAUUAUCAUCGGAGGAGGCUCAGGAGGACUGGCAGCAGCUAAGGAGGCAGCCAAGUAUGACAAGAAAGUAAUGGUCCUUGAUUUUGUCACCCCGACUCCUCUGGGAACUAGAUGGGGUCUGGGAGGAACAUGUGUGAAUGUGGGUUGCAUACCUAAAAAGCUGAUGCACCAAGCAGCUUUGUUAGGACAAGCCCUGAAGGAUUCCCGCAACUACGGGUGGAAAGUCGACGACACAGUUAAACAUGACUGGGAGAAAAUGACAGAAGCUGUUCAGAAUCAUAUUGGCUCGCUGAACUGGGGCUACCGAGUAGCCCUCCGGGAGAAAAAAGUUGUCUAUGAGAAUGCUUAUGGGAAGUUUAUUGGUCCCCAUAGGAUUAAGGCAACAAAUAAUAAAGGCAAAGAAAAAAUUUAUUCAGCGGAGCGAUUUCUCAUUGCCACUGGCGAAAGGCCACGUUACCUGGGCAUCCCCGGAGACAAAGAGUACUGCAUCAGCAGUGAUGAUCUUUUCUCCCUGCCUUACUGCCCGGGUAAGACUCUGGUGGUUGGAGCUUCCUAUGUUGCUUUGGAAUGUGCUGGAUUCCUUGCUGGAAUUGGUUUAGAUGUCACUGUUAUGGUUCGGUCCAUUCUCCUUCGAGGAUUUGACCAGGAUAUGGCCAACAAAAUUGGUGAACACAUGGAAGAGCAUGGCAUCAAGUUUAUAAGACAGUUUGUUCCAAUUAAAGUGGAGCAAAUUGAAGCAGGGACACCAGGCCGACUCCGGGUAGUAGCUCAGUCUACCAGUGGUAAGGAACUCAUCGAGGGAGAGUAUAAUACGGUGUUGCUGGCAGUAGGAAGGGAUUCUUGUACAAGAAAUAUUGGUUUGGAAACGGUGGGCGUGAGUAUCAAUGAAAAGAGUGGAAAAAUACCCGUCACAGAUGAAGAACAGACCAAUGUGCCUUACAUCUAUGCCAUUGGUGACAUACUGGAGGGGAAGCUGGAGCUCACGCCUGUCGCUAUCCAGGCAGGAAAAUUACUGGCUCAGCGGCUCUAUGCUGGCUCCACUGUCAAAUGUGACUAUGAAAAUGUUCCAACAACUGUAUUUACUCCCUUGGAGUAUGGGUGUUGUGGACUUUCUGAAGAGAAAGCGGUGGAGAAAUUUGGGGAAGAAAAUAUUGAAGUUUACCAUAGUUUCUUCUGGCCACUAGAAUGGACAGUUCCAUCAAGAGAUAACAACAAAUGUUAUGCAAAAAUAGUCUGUAACCUUAAAGACAACGAACGUGUCGUGGGCUUUCAUGUUCUGGGUCCCAAUGCUGGAGAAGUGACCCAGGGCUUUGCAGCUGCACUCAAGUGUGGACUGACCAAACAGCAGCUGGACAGCACGAUUGGAAUCCACCCUGUCUGUGCAGAGGUAUUCACCACGCUGUCGGUGACCAAGCGCUCCGGGGGAGACAUCCUGCAGGCCGGCUGCUGAGGUUAAGCCCCAGUGUUGACGCUCUUGCCAAGACUGCGAACCACUGGCUUGUUUCCUUGCCCACAGCCAGGCAAAAUUAGCAAGGCUCCUACUCUCGGUGCCUGUUCUUGGUGCCCUGGGAUCUCGUGGGCAGGAGGUGGGGAGUGGAAGGCAAGCAGCGUCUCACUGGGGUCUCCAUACUGAACUCAAGCUGGCUCUGGCAGUGCAUCGGAGAGGUGCGUCCAUGAAGUCACCGGCCUCAAGCCCAAGUGGUAGGCGGUGAUGGAACAGCUGCUGGAUCAGCUCAGCCUGACCUCUUUUUGUCAGUUUCUUACUCUUGUUCUCCAGCUAUCUAAUGUCAAGUCUAGUUUUCUUGUUUUCCAUGGGGUUAGUAGUACUAGAGAUGGGAAAUGUUAGCAAUCACUUUUGUCCAAAAGCAAGUCAUGUCUAGACUACUCAGAUCCAGUCUUACUGCAUGGAAGGGGAGAUGAGUUGGCUCACGAAAGCCACAUUGUUUGUCCCCUGAAAGAAAAGCUACCCUAUGACUAAAAUGUACUGCUCUGUUUACUGGCCUGUUUAGCCCUGUCUUUUUCCAUAAGUAAUAUGUCCAAAGCAAGUAAAACCAUGAUUCACUCUUGCCAAUUUUCCUUCUGUGCUACAGCACUGCUUAGAAAGGGAAAUGUCUGCGUGGCCAGCUACCUGAGGAAUACUGCACCGCGUGGAUGUGGUGUAGCAUAGAUUAGCAUCUAGAUGCAGACAGACACCAGUGGAAAGCAGAAAAUGGCUCACUUGAUUUAGUUUAUUGUCUGGCCUUCGUGAGCUGGGAUUAUUUGUGAUGGAAGACAUUUAAAUGGCUUAAGCGUCUUGUUUUGGUUUGGUUUGGUACCUUUGGCUUUAAGCUGAAAUACCAGACGGGCACAGCUUGCUUUUGUGUGUGUGUUCUGCUGUGUUCCUACUAUGUUCAUAGGAAAGUAGGACUUUCCACAUGUAUGAUUUAAAUCGUUUAUGGUAAUUGCUUCUUAAAGGAACUUGUUCAUGUCAUAAGUUAUUGUUUUUGAACACAGGUGGAUGUGAAGGAUUUUCAUUUAAAAACCAAGAGGUUUGACUUUUCUGUUUAACGAGCCUGGUGGGAUUUUGGCAGAAGUGCUUGCACUCUGUUAGCCCUCCAGUGUGGCAUCGUCCUGCCCAGGCUGUGUGUGUGACGGCACACUCGCUGAAGACUGGGUGUAGACCAUCUUGCCACACUCUGCUCGUCAGGCCUCCUGCCACCAUAUCUUACAGCUCCUGUUUCAUCCCCCCACACACCGGAUUUCCUACCUGCAGUACUGAGUAAAGUACGUUUCUGGGCCACCUCAGGGAACCUGUGUCUGCUGGUGGUCAGUCAGCGGAGCACCUACCUGCCCCACAGGGUGCUCGUAUGAAGACAGGGGGAAAGGGGAGGGGGACGAAGGGGAUGACUAUGUUCAGUUUUAUUUAUUUAUUUUAUAAUUUUUUUUUCUCCCAGCUCUGCCAGCUUAUAAAGAAUUGAACAGUAGGCUGACAGUGUGAGAUAAUUGUGCCUAAUCAUGUGAUUCUCAGUGGAACAGAAUGUUCUGCCCCCACAGGAAGGAUGAUAUUCCAUAGACUUGUCUUGUUUAGAUUCUGUAAUUGCCCAAUGUACUGUAACUCAUAUUUCAAUUCCAUAUAUUUUUGUUACAAAUUUUCUGAGAAAAAUGUGAAACAUUAAAAGGUGUUGAUGCCA